CUGACAAUGAUGAACUUACAUGCUUUUUAACUGGUUUAUAUCUUCAGUCUUGCAUGAUAAUUGCGUUAAGAAAGUCCACAUAUCAUAGAUAUUGAAGUAAGGUUUUAGGCUUUUCUUAAGUUGAGUAAUUCUCCCGUGAAUCAGUUUUGACAUUUGACAAAGCUUGACAGCGCUAGACAGGGGGUAAGCUGAAAUAAAAAUAAGUCGAUGAAAAAUGGACAUAUAUGUAUAGAAAUAAAACAAAAUUAGAUAAGAUUGUCGGACGUGUCAGACAGUAUCAACUGUCUUUGAAGUGCCUUUCAUCCAUGACUGGGAAUGAGUCCCUGAGAACAAAUGAAACUACGAGAGUUACAUGUAUGAAAUAACUCAACAAUUUAUGUAAUGGUUCUAUAACGAGCUCAUUUUUUUCAUCAAAUGAAAUGAAAUUUGGCGCAAAGUUCAAAGAAAGUAUCUUCUUGAAACAGAAAUACCUCAAUUUGUUAUCCAGAUCAUUAUGACUGGCUGAAUUGAUUUCGAAUUGAUCACACCCUUGGAAGUCCGUCGGGGGCAAAGAGCAGCGCAAUUAACGUGGAAUUAAAAAACGAUUCCCUGAUGAAUUUUUAGCUAUUGUGUGAGACUCCACAAAUGCUAAGCAGCUUGAUUUGUACAACAUAAAAGAAAAGUAAAGCGCUCAACCGGUCGCUUCAAACUGAGGACGUAGCCUUGUUUAUGGAAGUGCAAUCCGACUUCGCUACAGCUGAAAUGGCGUCCCUACUGGUGCCUGCCUUGCUGGCUCUGAUGUCAUGCUGUUGCGUAGUUACAGGACAAACAACCACAUGUGUUCCUGUCACAACUACGCAACUUGUGUGUACAACCACUCCUGGGCCGAUUACCACCAUCGGAGCAACUACUAAUUUGCCAACAACGACAACUGUUACAACCACUACUGAGGAGAUAACCACCGCUGCCACAACUGAGGUGCCAACUACUAUUGCCAGUACAACCACAAUGGACGAGGCAACUACCACCGCCAGUACAACUACAACCGACUUGACAACAAACGCUGUCAGUACAACAACCCCAGCUGAGCCAACUACCACUGCCAGUGCAACUACAACCGGCGUGGCAACAACCACCGACACUAUUACAACCGACUUGACAACAAACAUCGCCAGUACACCAUCCAAUUUGGCAACAACCACUGUCAGCACAACUGCGGCGGACGAGCCAACUACCAUUAUCACUACCAGUGCGACUACACCUGAAGUGCCAACCACCGUUGCCAGUACAACUCCAACUGAAGUGCCAACUACCACUGCCAGUAAAACUUCAACUGAAGUGCCAACCACCACAGCCAGUAAAACUACAACCGGCUUGUUAACAGCAACCACUGACAGUGCAACAACAGCCAAAAUAGCAACCACUACAAGUGCAGCUGCAAGUGACGUUACUACAAGUGACGUGACUACACGUAGCGCCUCAACUGCCGUUGCCAGUACAGCCACUGCAGCCUUAUCUUCCACCACUACUGGUGCAAUUACAGCGGCCAGUACAACCGUUACAACGGCUGCUGAUGGAUCAUCGGCCAUGACAGGAGAUGUAACUACAACUGCUGGAGCGACUGCAACAUCUACCACGGCUGAUACAGCUACUCCUGAUGGAACAUCUACCAUGGCUGAUACUCCUGAUGGAACAUCUACCACCGCUGGAGUGACUGAAACUUCUACCAUCGCUGGUACAGCUUCUCCUGGUGGAGCAUCUACCGCCGCUGGUACAGCUACUCCUGAUGGAGCAUCUACGACCGCUGGUACAGCUACUCCUGAUGGAACGUCUACAGCUGGAGAGACAGCUACCAUGGACAACACAUCUUUCGCCGCUGGUACAGCUACCCUUGAUGGUACAUCUACAGCGGGAGAGACAGCUACCAUGGACAGCACAUCUACCGACGCUGGCGUGCCUACUACUGACGCCAUGCUCCCUUCAGCUGGUUCGUCGUCGAGCUGUUUCGUCUGCAGUGCAGACAACACCACUGCUGUAAAUGACACAUGCCUGGUCGGACCGAUGAUGGCGAUGUCCCAGCCUUGUCCUGUCGGAGUCUGCAUUACCAUCCUGCGGGAAGACACAAACGGCACCAUCCUCCUGUUUGAGCGGAGGUGUCACAUCGCUGCCUGUACUGACGACAACUCAGACGGCGUGUUCUCCAGCACGGCCGGGGGAGAGACGGAGUACCAGAAGUGCUGUGAUGACGCCGCUAACUGCAACACCAUCAGUUAUAACGAGCUGAGAGGAACAGCGGCCAGGGCAGUCACCAGCAUGGCUGCCGUCUUGAUCAGUGUCAUCACAGUUUCGGCUCUGUAAAAAUAACACAUAGUAAUGCCUGGUUAGAAUUUGUUGUUUCUCGAAUCAGGUUGUUGUUUUUCUAUUAAUUGACGAAACCUGCUGAAAAAGAUAUGUAUACGAGGAGUGAUCAAUAAGUCCUCGGCCUCCCCAAGAAAUAACAAGCACAACUCAGAUUUU
Branchiostoma floridae (Florida lancelet) is the source of this 2496-nucleotide messenger RNA. RefSeq names its product mucin-5AC-like. The transcript has 5 exons. The record is from RefSeq and is a predicted model, not a curated record. The coding region runs from base 709 to 2337 and encodes 542 amino acids. NCBI's taxonomy places the organism in Eukaryota, Metazoa, Chordata, Leptocardii, Amphioxiformes, Branchiostomatidae.